AUGACGUAUGAACAAAAGUUUAUUGUCAAGUAUGACGUGCCACCACUUCAGGCUGUCCAUUGGGAAGGCAUUUGGGUAUCUUUCUCAUCUGUCCGUCCUGAACGUCUGGAAAACGUUAUUGAUGCUGUUUAUCAGAUUGGAAACAGUCGGACCCUCAUUAUUGCUACAAUCGGACUCAUUCUCAGCAUAUCGUUCUUUAACUUCUCCGGCAUUACUGUCACCAAGGAAAUGAAUGCGACUACUUGUAUGGUCUUGGAUAGUGUGAGAACUCUCUUUAUUUGGAUCAUGAGUCUUAGCAUUCGAUGGGAGAGCUUUCAACCUCUUCAGCCUGUUGGUUAUGUAUUACUUGUAUGUGGCACAUUUAUCUACCAUAAUCUGGUGUUUGGACCUCUUUGGAAGAAGAUCAAGGAGCGUGGAGCAAAUUACGAGAAGGAACCACUCUUGUUUGAUAAAGCCUCAGGACAGCAUUCAGGAAUAGGAGUGAAUUAG
Messenger RNA from Corticium candelabrum, 489 nucleotides. Its product is annotated as solute carrier family 35 member F6-like. The record is from RefSeq and is a predicted model, not a curated record. Lineage: Eukaryota; Metazoa; Porifera; Homoscleromorpha; Homosclerophorida; Plakinidae. Gene Ontology annotation, cellular component: intracellular membrane-bounded organelle; membrane. Bases 1 to 489 code for a protein of 162 amino acids. The transcript has 2 exons.